AUGGAGCAUGCCAUUCUAAGAUGUGAUUUUGCUAUGGUAGUAUGGACUAAAUGGAUUGACUGGCCUAUCAGAAUUCUUGGCUGCAACCUGGAUGUCACUGAUUUGGCUCUCAACUUAAUGAGCCAGGGAACUCAAAGUGACUUGGAGAAAUUCUUUGGGAUGGCUUGGUUAAUUUGUUAUAAUAGGAAUCAGGUUGUGAAUAAGGAUUGUGGUGUAGCAGCUGAUCAUGUCUGGGGUUUAGCUAUCCGACUGAUAGAAGAAUUCAAGGAGGCAAAUAUUCAAUUAAUAAAGCCGAAAGGGACAAGGGAUAAAGCCUGGAAACCUCCCCCAAAAGAUGUUUAUCUUAUAAAUGUAGAUAGGGCAGUACCAGCAAUGGAAGGUAACUCAGGAAUAGGAAUUAUAAUUAGAGAUUGGAAUAAUCAAGUUGUUGCAGCCUUGAGCAUGCCCCUUUUGGGUAGAUUUGCAGUGGAAGAAACUGAGACAAUUGCUAUGGAGCAGGGCAUUGUUCUAGCCAAGGAGCUUGGAUUAAAUCAAGUCAUCUUGGAAGAAGAUUCAAUGCAAAUAGUUCAAGCAAUAUGCAGCAAAGAUGUGUGGGGAGUUGCAGGUCAUAUAAUUCAUGGUAUUCUGCAAGGAAUGAGUGGCUUUCAUUAUGCAGAAGCUAGAUACAUUUGCAGGAAUAGCAACAAAAUAGCCCGUGAGCUAGCUCAACAAGCCAAAAGAUCAGGAAAGGAAAGCAAGUGGAUUGGUGUGAUCCCUGAGGUCUAG
Molecule: messenger RNA, 765 nt
Organism: Quercus lobata
Lineage: Eukaryota; Viridiplantae; Streptophyta; Magnoliopsida; Fagales; Fagaceae
Exons: 1
Coding region: 1-765 (254 amino acids)
Molecular function (GO): nucleic acid binding; RNA-DNA hybrid ribonuclease activity
Source: RefSeq, a predicted model, not a curated record